Molecule: messenger RNA, 3143 nt
Organism: Dufourea novaeangliae
Lineage: Eukaryota; Metazoa; Arthropoda; Insecta; Hymenoptera; Halictidae
Gene: und
Product: methionine aminopeptidase 2
Exons: 6
Coding region: 13-1443 (476 amino acids)
Biological process (GO): proteolysis
Molecular function (GO): metalloaminopeptidase activity
Source: RefSeq, a predicted model, not a curated record
UUCCUUUCGAAAAUGGCUGCCGUAUUGGAUGAAGUCGGCAAAUCCGCCGAAAAAUUGGUAAACGAGGAAAAAGACGAAAUUGUCGAUGCAGAGGAUGAAACUGGCGCAGUAGAAGCGUCGAAGAAGAAAAAAAAGAAGAAAAAGAAGAAGAAAGCUGAAGCUGGUGAAGCUAGUGCAGAUGUUCCAGAGGGAGAAGAAGACAAGGCUAAGGAUGGUGUUGCAGCUGGAGAAGAAGCUGCUCCAGAAGCAGCAGAAAAUGAUGGAGAAACAGAGGAAACUAAAAAGAAGAAGAAGAAACGCAAGCCACGUGGAAAAGCUGGAGGUGUUAAGCAACAAACGGAUCCUCCAACCGUUCCUAUAUCAGAAUUGUUCCCUGAUGGAAAUUUUCCAGUGGGACAGAUAAUGGAGCAUCCACCUGCAGCAGGAGUAGAUGAUAGAAUGGCAAAAGAGCGUUUCUCUAGCGAGGAGGCGCGUGCUUUUGAUAGGAUGAAUAACGAUAUUUACAAUGAAGCCAGACAAGCGGCUGAAGCUCACAGACAAACAAGAAAAUACAUUAUGAAUUGGGUAAAGCCUGGAAUGACUAUGAUAGAGAUAUGCAAUGAAUUGGAAAAUACAGCUAGAUCAUUGAUAGGAGAAGAUGGCCUUAAAGCUGGAUUAGCCUUUCCAACCGGCUGUUCCAGAAAUCACUGCGCUGCUCACUACACUCCAAACGCAGGUGAUCCAACAGUCUUGGAGUACGAUGAUGUUACCAAGAUUGACUUUGGUACCCAUAUAAAUGGGCGGAUCAUCGAUUGUGCAUUUACCUUGACUUUCAAUCCGAAAUACGAUAAGCUGAUCGAAGCUGUUCGCGAUGCUACAAAUACGGGAAUUAUGGCCGCUGGCAUUGACGUUCAACUUUGCGAUGUUGGUGCUGCCAUUCAGGAAGUCAUGGAAUCGUACGAAAUCGAACUAGAUGGCAAGACUUAUCCGGUGAAGUCCAUUAGAAAUCUUAAUGGACAUUCGAUUUCUCCGUACCGCAUCCAUUCUGGUAAAACUGUACCGAUAGUUAGAGGUGGUGAGGCAACCAGGAUGGAGGAGAAUGAAUUUUACGCUAUCGAAACUUUUGGAUCUACUGGAAAGGGAAUCGUGCACGAUGACUUGGACUGCUCUCACUAUAUGAAGAGUUUCGAUGCCGGUUUUGUUCCACUAAGAUUACAGAGCAGCAAGUCUCUUCUUAACACGAUUAAUAAGCAUUUCGGUACUUUGGCUUUUUGUAAACGAUGGUUGGAUCGCGUUGGUUGUACCAAGUAUCAAAUGGCUUUGAAAGAUCUCUGCGACAAGGGAGCAGUCGACGCCUAUCCGCCGUUGGUUGACGUCAAGGGAUGUUAUACUGCUCAGUUUGAGCACACUUUGGUCUUACGUCCAUCUUGCAAAGAAGUAAUUUCCCGCGGAGAUGACUAUUAACAUAUCUGUUCUCGAAUCACGUUGCAUGUACUCACACCUUCUGUUUAGGAAUGUACAAUUUGGUCUGUGUAAAAUCAGUAACGAUAAAUGUUUAUGAUUAAUAACGCAGAAUUUAAUUAUAUCACCUAAUGAUACUUUAUUCAUCGUUUCCCUUUGCCAGUGUACAAUCAAAUAUCUUUGUAACGCAAUAUUUUACUAGUAAAACUCCUUUUUUUUUUUUUUUUUUUUUCAUUUUUUUGUCAAAUACUUAGCAUGCUGGCAUAUGAACAAUACGAAGUAGUAUCGAGGAUAACAUUUUUUCACGAGCUUGUUUAUUUCCGAUGGAUGAGUAAAAAUGAGAAAAAUAUUAUUGUUGUUGAAUAAAAUAUAUUUGAUACCUCAAUUGUACCGGUGUGAUGAUAGUUUUAAAGAUGAUUAGUUCGCCCUGACCACAGACAGAAUAGCUGCGUGUAACGCGAUUACGGUAAAAUUCGAGUGAAACAUUUCGACUAUUUACAUAAUUGAUUCGUAGAAUUUUAAGUUACGAUAAUAAACAUGCUUUUAUUGGGUCUAAGAAGUAACAGAAUUGAAUACAUUUUGAAAGAAUGUAAUCAAUAGAGGAAUCACUAGAUUCGAAUCAACGAUCACGUUCCUACAGUACUGAUCACUGUCGAUCGAAAUAGUAUUGCGUAACAAUAGACGUUUUACUUUUUCCCUGAUCUAUGAACGCUGUGGUGUAAUAAAUGUUACUACGUCGCGUAUCAAACGCCUUUAAUUUCUCUGCUAGACGCUGAAGGUUUUGGCCAUUUAAAAUAAAUAAGCUUACAGUGAAUCACAUUACAAGCUGAAUAUUUACGCUUGCCAUUUUCUCUUGAGAAAUUACAUUUUCUACUGUUCCCUCGGUUCAACACGCAGUCAGUUUCAUCGUCUGGCGAGAGAACAAUCGUACAGUGAUUUCAAUAAAUCAAAACCUUCUGCCACUACCAUAAAUACAGCUAUACAAAUGUGUGGUCCCGGGGAUGCUGCUGCUUCUGCUACUUUUCCUAUUUCGAGUCUUUCCGUAUUCUACGUUCAGAUCUAUUUCUCGUACAAAUUUAGGCACGACGAUAAACUAACGAUCGACACUUACGUUACAACGAUAUUUCUCUUCAUUCAUCUAUUCUACUUUAUACCAUUCACGAGUGUUUUGCUCCUUCAAUUACACUAACGGUGUUCGACUCUAUACGAGAACGUCCUAAAACGAUCCGGUACGCGUAACAAAAUAUCGAAUUAUUCGCCUUGACCACGAUUCGGUCAAGCCUAGCUAUUUUUCCAUCAAGGCGUUCUGCUAAGGCCCGUUUGUCGCACACCUCGACACUUCGUUCUCCGUUUAGCCAUCGGAGGCGGAGCGGCGAGGACGCGGUGUAUUGGUCACACGUGCGUAGGCACGGUGGAUGCUGGUCGAAGGGAUAUCAUCUCGAGAAGAUUCGUGUUAACGUUUACGAUUGCGAUUUCCUUGAUUUACCACGUUACACGUUCUGGUUCGAGUAUACGUGCAAAUAGGAGUCAUCUAAUGUACAUGUUAUUUUACCACAGAAACGACGACACGCGACGCUCCUAUAGCUAAACUAGAGAAUCUCAAAUCGACAACUCUCGACGCCCAUUAGAAAAGACGAAAUUGAUCGUUUCGCGCGUUAACACGUUCUCCGAUAACUUUGGAAGAGUAUAAGGCAAAUUCAUCU